Acanthosepion pharaonis is the source of this 1134-nucleotide messenger RNA. The record is from the annotation of a GenBank genome assembly. NCBI's taxonomy places the organism in Eukaryota, Metazoa, Mollusca, Cephalopoda, Sepiida, Sepiidae.
AUGUAUCAGAACACCUGUCCCAUGAUACACUCACCUGAUGGAGACACAUUUUUGUUUUUAUAUUACUACAGGUAUUCUUCAAGGAGACACAUUUGCGUCUUCUUUUCAGCAUCAGUCUUGACUGUGUGCCGAGAAAAAGCCCGAAAUAAGAACUUACAGGUCGGCUUCAUUCUCACUGAACCAAAAAGCAGACGCUAUCGAGCCAAAAUCACUUAUGCUGGCUCUGCUGACGACCUAACGGUACUGGCUGGCAACUCCAAAUCUCGAAGAAGCCCUCAAGAAGAAUCAACCAAAUUUAUAAAUCCGGGGGUGGGGGAUAAGCCAGAUAACGUUGUUUUCAUCACCUCUCUGUCUCUCUUCCUUUACCUCGAUGUAUCGGUGAAAGAGAGCCACUCUACACCUCUCACAACCUGCUUCUCUGUUUCUGAGAAAGAGACCCUCCAUCUAUCUGUGUCUCAGAUUCGGAGAAAAAGACCCUCACCUUAUCUACGUAACCGUCCAAUCUCUCUAUCUGCACACCAUCUUUUUAUCUACGUCUCUGUCUUGGGGAAAAGACAACCUCUUUAUCUACGUCUCUGUCUCGGAGCAAGAGACCCUCUCUCUAUAUGCAUCUCUGUCUCUGAAAAAAAACCCUCUCUCAAUCUACAUCUAAGUCUCGGGGAAAAGGAGACCCUCUCACUAUCCACGUCUCUGUCUUGGGUAAAGAAACCCUCUCUCUAUCUGCGACUCUGUCUCGCGGAAAGAGACCAUCGCUCUAUCAGCGUCUCUGUUACCGAGGGACGCCCUUCUCUAUCUGCUUUUCAGUCCCGAGAAAAGAGAACCUCUUUUAUCUGCGUCUCUGUCUCAAAGGAAGAGACCCUCUCUCUCUCUCUCUCUCUCUCUCUCUCUUUGCGUCUUAUUCUCGGGGAAAGAGACACUCUCUCUAUCUGCGUCUCGGUCUCGAAGAAAGAGAACCUCUCCCUAUUUGCGUCUCGGUCUCGAAAAAAGAGAGACUCUCUCCCUCUCCCUCUCUCUCUCUCUCUCUCUCUCUAUCUAUCUAUCUAUCUAUCUGUGUCUCGAUUCCUCCUCUCCCCAGCCCAAGGUGGAAAUAUUAAAACUCUUAGGUAUCACCAAAGAUAUCUUGUGGAGUCUUAA